CUGUCUCCAAUUAAAUUUUCAAUGAAUGAUUUUAGAUUGGUUGUACAAAUGGCCAAAAAAGAAAAUAGUAAAAACUUGUAAGCAGCAAUUUCAUAGUCACCGGCUACAUCUGGGAAUCAGAUGCACCUCAACUUGAUUGGUUAACUGAAUUUUGAUCGUUUUUUACUUCUCCCCUUGGCUGCUACCAGCUCAGCUCAGCUCAGAGUUUCAGUCCUUAAUUCUCUCAAAAUUCUGACAUCCUUUUCUCUCAAUCUGAAAGAUAAGGAAAGGAUGAUGUCUUCACGUGAUGUCCAUAACCUUUUGGCUUUGCUGGUAACUUGCUAUUCGAGUUAUUGUAGACCUGGAGGACAAAUCAAGAAUCAGGGUUAUGCUAAUUUUGGGGUGCAUCAACUGAAACCAUCAAACUAUGUUUGGAAAGAGAACAACCGGGCAACUCACUGCUUUCUAGUAAAGUCUCUCUCACCUUCCUAUUCCCUAUUUAUAGAAACGCGUAUCCUACUAUGGCUAUUUGUGUAGAGUUGUCUGCAUGAACUUUGACAAGUGUGUGUUUUAAUGAAUCUUUUAAAGGGUUAAGUACUUCUAUUGAGUUGGAAGCUGCGGUCCCCUUUUUUCAUCCUUGGAAGUUUCAGAGGAGGCGGUGAUCGAUACCUUGGGAACAAUGGCUGUUGAGCUUUUGUUGGCAUAAGGAAGGACCAGCUUUGUUAUACAUUUCUUUGCUUUUGAAGCUGUCUCAGAUUCAGACUACUAUAAAUCAAGUAUUGAUCAGCUGAAAGCUAAGUUGUUCUUGCCUCUGAAAUCUUGUGAAAGAUUUGAGUCGAAAUGUCAUCUUCAAGACCAAGCCAAUCUUCCACCACUUCAGCAAGAUCAAAGCAUAGUGCUAGGAUCAUUGCACAGACCACUAUAGAUGCAAAGCUUCAUGCAGAUUUCGAGGAGUCGGGUGAUUCCUUUGACUAUUCAAGCUCAGUGAGGGUAACAAGUGUAGCUGGGGAUGAGCGAAAGCCCAAGUCAGACAGAGUAACUACCGCUUACCUCAAUCAGAUCCAAAAGGGCAAGUUUAUCCAGCCAUUUGGCUGUUUGUUAGCCCUUGAUGAGAAAACAUUUAAGGUCAUAGCAUUCAGCGAGAAUGCCCCCGAAAUGCUGACCAUGGUUAGCCAUGCUGUUCCAAGUGUGGGUGAGCUUCCAGCUCUUGGCAUUGGGACUGAUAUCAGAACGAUCUUCACUGGUCCUAGUGCAGCUGCAUUGCAGAAGGCCUUGGGGUUCCGAGAGGUUUCUCUGUUAAAUCCGGUCCUCGUUCACUGCAAAACUUCUGGGAAGCCAUUUUAUGCAAUUGUUCAUAGGGUUACAGGUAGCUUAAUCAUUGAUUUCGAGCCUGUGAAGCCCUAUGAAGUACCCAUGACUGCUGCAGGGGCCCUGCAGUCGUAUAAACUUGCAGCCAAAGCCAUUACUCGCUUGCAGGCCUUGCCCAGCGGCAGUAUGGAAAGACUUUGUGACACUAUGGUUCAGGAGGUUUUCGAACUCACGGGUUAUGACAGGGUGAUGACGUAUAAGUUUCACGAUGAUGAUCAUGGAGAGGUGGUGGCCGAGAUCACGAAGCCUGGCCUCGAUCCUUACCUUGGUUUACACUAUCCUGCUACGGAUAUCCCACAGGCUGCACGCUUUUUGUUCAUGAAGAAUAAGGUCCGAAUGAUUUGUGAUUGCCGAGCGAAACAUGUGAAGGUAGUCCAAGAUGAGAAGCUUCCAUUUGAUUUAACAUUGUGCGGCUCUACCCUUAGGGCUCCUCACUACUGCCAUCUACAGUAUAUGGAGAACAUGAGUUCAAUUGCAUCCCUUGUAAUGGCAGUUGUGGUCAAUGACGGGGACGAAGAGGGAGAAAGCUCUGAUUCGACACAAUCUCAAAAGAGAAAAAGGCUUUGGGGCCUGGUGGUUUGCCACAACACCACCCCAAGGUUUGUUCCCUUCCCUCUGAGGUAUGCAUGUGAAUUUCUUGCACAAGUCUUUGCCAUACACGUCAACAAGGAACUGGAAUUGGAAAGUCAGAUUCUUGAGAAAAAUAUCCUGCGUACUCAGACUCUCUUGUGUGAUAUGCUGAUGCGAGAUGCUCCCUUAGGUAUCGUGUCACAGAGUCCCAAUAUUAUGGAUCUUGUCAAAUGUGAUGCUGCUGCUUUGCUCUAUAAGAAUAAGAUACAUCGACUUGGAAUGACCCCAAGCGACUUUCAGCUGCACGAUAUUGUCUCGUGGCUUUCUGAGUAUCAUACGGAUUCCACAGGUUUGAGUACAGACAGCAUGUAUGAUGCUGGUUUCCCUGGGGCUCUUGCUCUUGGUGAUGCAGUGUGUGGUAUGGCAGCUGUUAGAAUAUCUGAUAAGGACUGGCUGUUCUGGUUUAGGUCACACACUGCUGCUGAAGUUAGAUGGGGUGGAGCAAAGCAUGAACCUGGUGAAAAGGAUGAUGGCAGGAAAAUGCAUCCUAGGUCAUCAUUCAAAGCAUUCCUGGAAGUUGUCAAGACUAGGAGUAUACCAUGGAAGGACUAUGAAAUGGACGCAAUCCAUUCUUUGCAGCUUAUACUAAGAAAUGCAUCCAAGGAUGCUGAUGCCAUGGAUUCAAAUACCAAUACUAUCCACACGAAGCUUAACGAUCUUAAGAUUGAUGGGUUGCAGGAGCUAGAAGCAGUGACUGCUGAAAUGGUCCGCUUGAUUGAAACAGCUUCAGUUCCUAUCUUCGCAGUUGAUGUUGAUGGGCAGCUUAAUGGCUGGAACACAAAAAUUGCUGAAUUAACCGGUCUUCCUGUUGAUGAAGCAAUUGGGAAUCAUUUGCUCACACUCGUGGAGGAUUCCUCAGUUGAUACAGUGAGUAAAAUGUUGGAAUUAGCAUUGCAAGGGAAAGAGGAAAGAAAUGUAGAGUUCGAAAUAAAAACACAUGGGCUGUCAGGAGAUUCUAGUCCAAUCAGCUUAAUUGUGAAUGCAUGUGCAAGCAGGGAUGUUGGAGAUAGUGUUGUGGGUGUAUGUUUUAUUGCUCAGGAUAUAACAGGACAAAAAAAUAUUAUGGACAAAUUCACCCGGAUUGAAGGUGACUAUAGAGCUAUUAUCCAAAAUCCUCACCCAUUGAUCCCACCAAUAUUUGGCACUGAUCAAUUCGGCUGGUGUUCUGAGUGGAACUCGGCAAUGACAAAGUUAACUGGGUGGCGGCGUGAUGAUGUUAUUGAUAAAAUGCUAUUAGGGGAGGUUUUCGGGACACAGGGAGCUUGCUGCCGUUUCAAGAAUCAAGAAGCUUUUGUAAAUUUUGGAGUUGUACUAAACAAUGCUAUGACUGGUCAAGAGUGUGAGAAGAUAUCUUUUGGUUUCUUUGCACGUAAUGGGAAAUACGUAGAGUGCUUACUUUGUGUGAGCAAAAAGUUGGAUAGAGAGGGUGCAGUCACGGGACUGUUUUGUUUCCUGCAGCUUGCAAGCCAUGAGCUGCAGCAAGCUCUUCAUGUUCAACGAUUAUCAGAACAAACUGCAUUGAAGAGGUUGAAAGUAUUAGCUUACAUAAGGAGGCAGAUUAGGAACCCUCUUUCUGGAAUUAUAUUCUCUCGGAAAAUGCUAGAGGGGACUAACUUGGGCGAAGAGCAGAAAAAUAUACUGCGUACUAGUUCCCAGUGUCAGCGUCAGCUCAACAAAAUUCUUGAUGAUACAGAUCUUGAUAGCAUCAUUGAUGGUUAUUUGGAUCUGGAGAUGCUCGAGUUCAAGCUGCACGAAGUAUUGGUAGCAUCUAUUAGUCAAAUCAUGAUGAAGAGCAAUGGAAAGAAUAUAAUGAUUGUGAAUGACAUGGUUGAAGAUCUUCUCAAUGAAACUUUAUACGGAGAUAGUCCGAGGCUUCAACAGGUCUUAGCUAACUUUUUGUUGGUAUCUGUGAAUUCUACACCAAGUGGUGGUCAGCUUAGUAUUUCAGGCAGGUUAACAAAAGAUCGCAUAGGAGAAUCUGUUCAGCUUGCUCUCUUGGAAUUCAGGAUAAGCCACACAGGGGGAGGAGUGCCAGAAGAAUUGCUAAGCCAAAUGUUCGGUACUGAGGCCGAAGCAUCUGAAGAAGGAAUCAGCUUACUCAUCAGCAGAAAGCUGGUCAAGCUGAUGAAUGGGGAAGUUCAGUACCUAAGAGAGGCCGGGCGAUCAACUUUCAUUAUAUCCGUUGAACUUGCAGUGGCUACCAAGUCAAGCUGAUGAUUUCAGGAGUGAACCUUUUUAAGUCAACUUUCAUUGUAUAGUGAAGAAGGAUUUCAAGUUAUCGUGUUUUGAGAUCUUGCUGUCUUGUAAUGUUCCUUCUCUUUGGCACGUUGAUUUCCUCGGCUUCUUUUUAAUAAGUUUCUUGAACAAUUGCAUCUUCAACAUUUUUCAUUAUAAUUAUGUGCAAUUACAGAAAUUUUUAUCAUUUUUAGGAGCGGAA
Molecule: messenger RNA, 4414 nt
Organism: Nicotiana tabacum (common tobacco)
Lineage: Eukaryota; Viridiplantae; Streptophyta; Magnoliopsida; Solanales; Solanaceae
Source: RefSeq, a predicted model, not a curated record